AUGAUUCAUUUAUUAAUUUUUAUUUUGAUAAAUGGGAUAUAUGCCUCAAUCACAACUAAUUGGGUUUCAGCAAGUGAAAAAACUCAUCUGAAAGAACCACUUGAGGCUAUGGCCACUGACAUUUCACCCGUCAAAAUACAAUUCCUUAUGGCCGAGAUACAUAAGAUUUUUUUACUACUAAUGGCUACCAUCAGCGCCCUUUGUUUGGCUCUGUACUUUGAGAAACGAUGUUAUCUGAGCCUGGUUGGUGUUAUUUCAGGUUGCCUGUUCUUCAGUUUUUGGCUAACACGCCUUCAAAUCUGUGUGAAAAAUGCCCUACAAAUGUUAGUUAGAAUAUUUAGCAAAUACUUAAGGGGAAAGGAACGCGAUGAAUCGUGCAGAGACGAUAAUAUUAGAAACAUUAUGGUAUGCCCAUCAAUUCCCCUGUCCGUCUAUCCACCUACCGAUUUGCUGCUGUCGAUGUACAAAAGGUGUCUUCAUCAAUGGGAUUUACAAUUACUGAAUAGUGAGCAAAGUCAGGCUUUUCUCUACUUCAAGUGCUUUUUCAUAUCUGCUGCCAAGUUAGGCUACUCAAUGGCUACUCAAUAUCGCUUUAAGGUGUUUGAAAUUAUUACCAUUAUAAAGGUGUCGAGUGAUGUAGGAAAUCAAACUGGGACAAGCGUAACCCUCAGACAAAUUGCAUAUUACGUAAUGUCAAUGAUAAAUGUACCAAAAAUUUCCUCAAAAGAAAUGAAGCCACCUUUUUCAAGAAAAAGUGUCAAAAAAGGAAAAAGGAAAGCAAAACAUUUUUCUUUACAACAUACCACUGUUACAGAGAUAAUCUAUCAAUUCAAAUGGCGGGCAUUUAACAACUUGCUUGCAUCUGAGUCUCAGAUUUUCUCUUGUCUACCACCCUGUUGUAAAGAUGAAUCCUCUCCAAAGCCAUUAGAAGUGAUAAUAUUCAAAAAAGACGAAAACAAAGACAAUCAAUGUGACACUUUAACAAUUGCAAGUUAUCAUGGCAAAUGCGAUCUGGAAAGGAUAAAAAUGGGGAAAUUCCCUUUUUACUAUUUAAAAAAUCUUUUUAUAUAA
This is a messenger RNA of Echinococcus granulosus, 1071 nucleotides long. RefSeq lists its product as hypothetical. Lineage: Eukaryota; Metazoa; Platyhelminthes; Cestoda; Cyclophyllidea; Taeniidae. The transcript is spliced from 9 exons. Bases 1 to 1071 code for a protein of 356 amino acids. The record is from RefSeq and is a predicted model, not a curated record.